AUGUUCGUCAAGAAAAUACACGCAACAACCAAGUUAUCACCAAAAGAAAAAUUUAGAAUAGAAAGCUUUAUUUCAGUAGUUGAUCAAUUGAUAGUAUCAUUAACCGAAAGAAUAGGUGCUUAUGAAACAAUUUGUCAACGUUUUGGUUUUUUAAAUAAAAUUGAAAAAUUAGAAACUUCUGAGCUACAAUCUGCUGCAAAUUAUCUUGUUAGCAUUUAUUCUAAUGAUUUAGAAUCUUCACUCGGUAACGAACUUAUACAGUUCGGUUCAUUUGUAAAAAUAUAUAUAGAAACACGUAAAGAUAAUGAGCAAUGGGAAAUGUUUUUAUACAGAAUUAUUGAGGAAAAUAAUUUACAAUGUACAUUUCCUAAUAUAGAAGUAGUACUGCGUAUAUAUUUGGUUUUGAUGGUGUCCAACUGUAGUGGAGAACGAUCAUUUUCAAAAAUGAAGUUAAUAAAAAACCGACUACGAACUUCGAUGACACAAAGACGACUAUCAGAACUUGCAUUGUUAAGUAUUGAAAGUGACAUACUUAGAUCAUUAGAUUUUUCUCAAGUAGUUGAAAAAUUUGCGGCAACAAAAUCUCGCAAAGUGAUCAUAUGA
Messenger RNA from Rhopalosiphum padi (bird cherry-oat aphid), 603 nucleotides. RefSeq lists its product as uncharacterized. Gene Ontology annotation, molecular function: protein dimerization activity. NCBI's taxonomy places the organism in Eukaryota, Metazoa, Arthropoda, Insecta, Hemiptera, Aphididae. The record is from RefSeq and is a predicted model, not a curated record. The transcript is spliced from 2 exons. Bases 1 to 603 code for a protein of 200 amino acids.